AUGCGUUCCUACAUUCUGAUUGCCUUCUUUGCUCUGAUUGUUGUGGCUGCUGCUCAAGGUGGACAACAAGGUGGACAACAAGGUGGCCAGGAAGGACCUCAGAAUAGCCAGCAGGGAGGACCCCAGGGAGGUCCUCAGAAUGGCCAGCAGGGAGGACCUCAGCAGCAAGGAGGUCCAGGUGGCCAAUGGGGUCUGCCUCCGAAUGGCACCAUCUCCUCCAACAGCACCACUUCAACCACUGAAGCCAGCACCAGUGAAUCCAGCUCCACUGAGGCUUCCUCAUCUUAGGAUUUAGACAGAUCCUUAUCGCAAAACUAUUUUUUGUUUGCUUAUGUUCCUUAUUUUUUAUGUUAAUAAAAAUUCUUGCAAGUAAA
This is a messenger RNA of Drosophila takahashii, 374 nucleotides long. RefSeq names its product acidic proline-rich protein PRP33. NCBI's taxonomy places the organism in Eukaryota, Metazoa, Arthropoda, Insecta, Diptera, Drosophilidae. The record is from RefSeq and is a predicted model, not a curated record.